UGGAGAUUGUCUUUUUUUUUUUGAUCAACCCCUGGAGAUUGUCUAAAUAGUUCUGAUCUAUAAUUUCCGGAGAUUUGAACUUUCUGUGUGUUUCUCUCUCUAAUGAGUUUUGCUAUGUGUCGGUGGAUACAUAUAAUACAUUUUUAAUAUCUUGAGCUUCCUGCAAUUAAAUGGACACCAAUGGGUUUGUAGUAGAUGAAAAGAGCGAGAGCAGAUUAUAUGUUGGAAACUUGGAUCUUAGAAUAAAUGAGGCUGCGGUGAUAAAGAUGUUUUCUCCAUAUGGGAAGAUCAUAUCAGAAGACUUCCUCUGGCACACACGCGGUCCGAAGAAAGGAGAGCCACGCGGCUAUGCUUUCAUUCAAUACAGCUCUAAAGAGGAAGCUGAAUUGGCUAGGGAGAAGAUGCAUGGGAGAUUAGCUUGUGGUAGGCCCUUGGUGGUUCGUUUAGCUAGUGAGAAGCUUCUAGAAGAUACAUCUCAUCAUCAUCAUCCCAAGAGAUUGUUACCCGAAGCAAACAGAACGAGGUCUGCAAGUGGAAGCAGCUCAGGACAAAUGAGCCGAGAUGAAAGAGUAGCUGCCAUUAAGAACAAACUCAAAGCUUUGGAGGAAGAUGAGAAACCACGAGAUCCCAAGAAACUGAAGAUAUAAAGAUCCGUUUGAAAACACAUACAAACUUUAUGUAAAAGAGAGUUGAAAUGUUUUUUUUUCUUUCUUCCGAAGUUAAACCAAAUUAAAUUGGAGGAAUGGUAUCCGGUUUUCGUACCAAUUACUAAAUUUACUAAAUUACUGGAAA
This is a messenger RNA of Raphanus sativus (radish), 792 nucleotides long. RefSeq lists its product as uncharacterized. Lineage: Eukaryota; Viridiplantae; Streptophyta; Magnoliopsida; Brassicales; Brassicaceae. The transcript has 5 exons. The coding region runs from base 171 to 647 and encodes 158 amino acids. The record is from RefSeq and is a predicted model, not a curated record. Gene Ontology annotation, molecular function: RNA binding.